CUGCGCCUGGUCAGGGACCGGCGCACAGGGGUCUGAUUCUGAAAGCUGCCACAGCCUCGGCUUCAGAGAAAACUUGAUGAUGCAGCUGUGGGAUGCAGACUACCUCUACGUUGAGGGUGGGCCUCUGGACGGUCGCUACUACCUGCACCACCUGGAGUUCUACUGGGGCUCAGACGACUCCAAGGGCAGCGAACACACUAUCAAUCAAGAGAGGUAUCCGAUGGAAAGCCAAUGGGUACUGUACAGCGAGAAAUACCCAAGCUACGAGGAAGCUUCUCAACACCCGGGUGGAGUGCUCAAAAUGUCUCAGAUGUACUCUAUAACAGAAGACGAAAACUGGUCGCUGAGUCCCAUCGUGGAACAGUUGCCCAACGUUCGUAGGCCUGAACGAGUCGCUGUAUCGAGCAGCCCACUGGAAUACGCCUUACUGUUGGGCGUGCCCGUGGACGACUACUACUACUAUAAUGGCAGCUUCACCAGGCCGCCCUGCUCAGAGACAGUCAUAUGGCUCGUCUAUCCCAAUGCGAAUACCAUCACCGAAGAACAGUUGGAGGCGUUCCGGAACCUCCGAUCCGCAUCCGGCUCCUACAUGGCGAACAACUUCCGCCAGACGCAGCCGCUGAACGGCCGCAAGGUGAUCCGGAGCGAUAAAGCGGAGCCAGAGCGGCGGCGCGCCAACGGGCGUCGCCAGGCAACCCAGUCCGGCCGCCGCGCACGACACGGCAUCUCCAGGCGUCGCGGCGCCGCCCGACGCGUCCACCACUAAGCUGCCCCCUCCCGGUACCUGGUGCACACAUCUGGGCUGCGGCGGGGACGUGGCCAAAGCCUGGAUCCACAAAAAUACCAGCAGGCCGAUCCACACAGCUCCAGUCUACAGUCUGCUAGUUUACUGCACUCCCAUCCCUAUGCUACGUACAAUCGAAAAACAUUUCACCAAAUCAUUCACUACCAGAAUAAAGUUAAAUGUACUAAAGCAGUGAACCCCCACAAAAACGAAGUACGGAAUAUGUAAAGAUCUAUUUACAGUGACACAGCCUCGUGAAAAGUUUCUCCAAUCAAAUUUCGAGUAGUGGUCGCCAUUGUUGCCGAGGGUGCUUCGUGACGAUGCUAAUCAACACCUCCUAGAAAAAGAAAAGAAAGACUGUUCACCGGUCUGUGUAACGUCAUCGUACGCUGUCGGAGUAAGUGUCAUCGCAAUCCGUUCGGUAAAGGGAACGGAAAUCUAAAAUUCGUAAAGAAAUCGAUUUAAACUCUCUGAUGAUUUAUGGCUUAUGGAACGGCAACAUUACCUCUUCGGAAUGACAUAAUUGUUUUCUUUGUAGUUUUUUGC
Molecule: messenger RNA, 1330 nt
Organism: Schistocerca piceifrons (Central American locust)
Lineage: Eukaryota; Metazoa; Arthropoda; Insecta; Orthoptera; Acrididae
Product: carbonic anhydrase 2-like
Exons: 7
Coding region: 77-766 (229 amino acids)
Molecular function (GO): carbonate dehydratase activity; zinc ion binding
Source: RefSeq, a predicted model, not a curated record